Diaporthe amygdali is the source of this 1263-nucleotide messenger RNA. RefSeq names its product ring-1 protein. Gene Ontology annotation, cellular component: peroxisomal membrane. The coding region runs from base 1 to 1263 and encodes 420 amino acids. The record is from RefSeq and is a predicted model, not a curated record. Gene Ontology annotation, molecular function: zinc ion binding. Gene Ontology annotation, biological process: protein import into peroxisome matrix. The transcript has a single exon. NCBI's taxonomy places the organism in Eukaryota, Fungi, Ascomycota, Sordariomycetes, Diaporthales, Diaporthaceae.
AUGGCCUCUACCACUCAGUUGCCCGCGGCGCGGUCGAGCACUGCCUCGUCGCCUUUCCCAUACGCCUCUGCACCAGACAUCAUCCGCGCCCACCAGAAAGACGCAUACUUCCAAGGGCUGCUGACGAACCAGCUAGUCGACCUCCACAGACGACUGCUCGGCGCCCGCUCCGCACACGCAUGGGCCAACGAGUCGCGCACCGCGGCUGACCUGCUCUACCUCUGCCUGACCACCCUGAUAGGGAACCGCACACUGGGCGAGGAGUACUGCGACCUGAUACAGAUCGAGGAGCCCUCCACGCCCAAGCUGACAUCCUCAAAUCACGAUGACAAAACAAGCACAGCUGCAGCAUCACUAGGCGGCCCAAAACUCCCGUCCAUCGGCCGCCGGUCGAGCCUCAUCGCCCUCUCAGUCGCCGUGCCCUACGUCCUCUCGCGGCUCCUGCCUAAGGUCCGCAGCCGGCUUCGCCAGCGCCUGGAGGGGCGCCUGGCGGAGCUCCAGAGGCAGCACAAGGCGGCGCACAACAGCGCCGAGUACCGAGUGAAGCGGUACGUGCUGACGCACCUGACGGGGCUGACGUCGGGCGCGCACCUGCACGCCGCGGUGCUGGCGACCUUCUACUUCACGGGCGCCUACUACUCGCUGUCGAAGCGCCUCACGGGGCUGCGCUACGUCUUCACGCGCCGGCUGCCGGAGCACCCGGGCGGCGCCGCCGAGGGCAGGGACGGGCGCGCCGGCUACGAGGUGCUGGGCGUGCUGCUCGUCGUGCAGCUGGCCGUGCAGGCCUACCUGCACAUGCGGUCCACGCUCGCCACCGCCGGCACCGCCGAGGACGCCAGCGUCGAGGCGGCCAUCCGGGAGCGGGCGUUUGGCUCCGCCGCGGCCGCCGACGUCUCGCUCGACCACGCGCACAGCUACGGCAGCGGCAACAACGACCUGCUCCUGAGCGCCGGGGCCGGGGCCGGGGCCGGGGGCCGGCGGUCCAAGGCCGCCAUCGGGGCGACGACGCACACGCCGGUGCCCAGGGGCGACGGCGCCAGGUACGACCUCGGCGGCGGCGACGCGGUCAUGGCAUGGAUCAAGGGCCGGUCGCAGCGCAAGUGCACGCUGUGCCUGGAGGAGCUCAAGGACCCCUCGGCGACGCAGUGCGGACACGUCUUCUGCUGGUCGUGCAUCGGCGACUGGGUCAGGGAGAAGCCCGAGUGCCCGCUGUGCAGGCGGGAGGCCUUGGUGCAGCACAUCCUGCCCUUGCGCGUGGCGUAA